This is a messenger RNA of Eimeria acervulina, 3332 nucleotides long. RefSeq lists its product as hypothetical. The record is from RefSeq and is a predicted model, not a curated record. The annotation marks the transcript as partial. NCBI's taxonomy places the organism in Eukaryota, Apicomplexa, Conoidasida, Eucoccidiorida, Eimeriidae. The transcript has 7 exons.
GAACAGAUGUACUAGCGCAUGCAGAUCGGGUGGUGCCCAGGCUAGGUUGGAGACAGGUUGAUAGACUAGGAAAUUUAGAUAUAAAGUCUCCAGACAUAGCUCAAGCAUUCGGCUGUCUGCAUGAAGCAGCAAUAUACACUUGGGUAGUCCCCUCUGCUGAGCAGCAACAAGAAGAAGAAGAAGAAGAAGUUGUUGAAGAUGAACAAGAAGAUAAAGAGAAAGAAAAUGAAGAUGAUAAAGACAGAAAAAAUCAAACCGAUGCAGACACACGAGAAGAACCGCCUAAACAUACAGAUGCAGAACCAGAAGAAGAGGUGCCUCAUCCACCAAGUUCUGCUGCUGCUGCUGCUGCUAGUGCUGCUGCUGCUGCACAAGCAGCAGCAGCUGCUAAAGGUGAUAGGACAGAUAAGAGAGAGAAAAGCAAAUAUGCUGAUUUAGAUGUGCACUCCUUUACCCCCCACACGCCUUCUCAGGGGAUGAAUACACCUGCUGCUGCUGCAAGUAAGGCAGCAGCAGCAGCAGCAGCACUUCCACCCUCUGCUGCUUCAUUAGCAGGAGAACCACCCGCACCGCCUACUCCGACAACACCAUAUGCAGCAGCAACACCAGCAGCAGCACCACCAGCAGCAGCAGCAGCACCAGCAGCAGCAGCAGCAGCAGGAACCCCUUCUCGUCGACAUACAGGGCCUCUAUCUGUUACUGAAGGCAGCACUUCUCAUGUUAGCGGCUCCGGGUUUCGUUCAAUCCCAAUAAUUGAGCGAGGAGAAGAAACACAUAUUGCAGAUUAUGCAGCAACACACUCGGCAGUCUCAUCCUCUGCUGCUGCUGCUGCUGCUGCUGCUGGGGGGGGCCUAGAGCCGCUCCCGUCACGAGACGAGGGGCUUCUAAAGAAACGCACAGAAGCAGAACAGGAGAGACAGGCGCACAGCUUAGCAGCGCGGGGUCAGGGUUUGAAGCCUUCUUCUUCUCGGGGGUUUGACCCGAAGUUUAAUCUGAGGUUAAUAGAGCAUGCGACAACAGAUGCAGGAGAGCGGGAGGUGUACAUACACCGCAGAAGCUCAGAUGAAGGCAGCUGCAGCAGCAGCGCAGAAGAAGAAAAUAUUGAUUUGUUAGAGGUUACGAUUCAAGGCAGAGACCCAGCAACAAGAGCACCGCUUUAUAAGUUAACAUGCAGAGGAGGUGCUGCUACAGCAGCAGCAGCAGCAGCAGCAGCAGCAGGUGCAGCAGCGGAUAAGAGAAAAGAUAAACAUAUUGUUGCUAAAGCUCUUACAACCCUAAAAAAAGCCGUUGUACACCCCAGAACCCCUGGCUCUAUUUUCGGUGGUGCAGCAGCAGCAGCAGCAGCAGCUGCAGCAGCAGCAGCAGAAAACCCCACAGGAGAGCACCUGCGACGCAGCCGCACUGUUGGGCCCCGCGAGUCCGACAAGGCAGCAGCAGCAGCAGCAGCAGCAGCAGCACCAUUAGCUACUAGGCUGUCAAAGAGCAAGACAGGGCUGGGUAUAUAUCGGGGUAGCUCUGGAGCAGCGGCAGCAGCAACAGGCGCAGCAGCAGCAGGAGCAGCAGCAACAGGAGCAGCAGCAGGAGCAGCAGCAGCAAAGGCUUUUCCUUAUCCUGCUGCUGCAGCAGACGGUAUGUGCGUCAGUAUUAACAUCAACGGGGACCCUUUAACACCAGACAAAAUGCAGAAGCCGAGAAGAGACAGCACAGCAAGAAGGUUUGAUACAGACGCCACGCUCAUCUUCGGCGAUGCCCCCGAGGGAGACUUCGCUGAACAAAGAAAACAUAAAAGAGGAUUGUUUCGUUUGUUGUCCGGGAAGAGCGUCGGGCUGCGGGGGUCGCGGCAUCAGUUUGGGCCGCCGGGGCCUGAGGCUUCGUUUGGUGUAUGCAGCUCUUGCAACUCUAAAAAGUCUUCUCUUUCUGCUUUUAAAACAUCACCUCCUGCUGCUGCUCCUGCUGCUCCUGGUGCUGCUCCUGCUGCUGCUGGUGCUCCUGGUGCCCCUGGGAACGGAGGGGGUGAUGCUGCUGCUGCUGCUGUUGCUGUUGGAGAGUGGAUGCGCCACCAGCAGCAGCAGCAGCAAAUGCAGCAGCAGCAGCAAAUGCAGCAGCAGCAGCAGCAGCAGCAGCAGCAGGGUGGAGAUGUUGGAACGCCUGCAGCACGAACACUUCCUAUCAGGGCUUUGGAGAGGACGCUGCCUCUGCCUACAUCAGCAGCAGCAGCAGCAGCAGCACCAACAGCAGCAGCAGCAGCAGCAGAUGAUGGUGCAGAAGAUCAGCCACUAAAGACUGGGGGCCUCACUGACUUUUCGGGUCAAGUUCGUUCCAGCUUCUCCUUGGCGAGCUCAGAAAGCUAUUUUGAGCUUCCAAUGUCUCCUCGCCCAACAGAAGGAGGUGAAGUAUGCGGUGCUGGGAGCAGCCGACGUAAAGUGCUACGUAAAGAGAGAGAAGGAGAGUUAUAUUUGAUGAUAUUUAAUGCAUGCAGAGAGAUGUAUCACCGCCUUUAUCAUAAACAAUGUAUAGGCGGAAGCGCUCUUCUCUCUUUAAACACCAGCUUAGAUUUAGCUAAUGACUUCGCAGUCGGCAAAGUCAGACAAAACCCUAUUCGAGCAUGGGCGAAUGUUUUGCAAGAAGAUGCAGAACAACAGAAACCCAAAAGCAAACGAGCUAACAUGACGGGGUUUGAGUAUGAGUGGAGUACACUGCAGUCGCGUCUUCACUGUUUACAGUAUCAAAGAAGUUUUGUUUGCUGCGUUUUGAACCGAUUUCCUUCUGCAUUUUUUCGUUCUUUGUUUAAUGCUGGAGCCUGCCAAGGAGACUUAGAACAAAUAUUAGCUUUCGUUGAUGUUCAUGAAGAACUACUCGAUAAAGGAGGCAGAAGCAUGCAGCUCCUCAUGGGCAAAGAUCUCCUGUCUAGCUACAAGCAGCAGAUAUUAUCUGCCAAGCGCUUUGUUUUGUAUAUUCGAGACUGUUACCCCGACUGCUUCCGUUUUGCUGUGUGCAAAGUAGCAGCAACUCUGCUUCUCAACCUCAAGAUCAAGCUGGUGAAGGACACGGCUUCAAAGGGUUUAGUAUUAGAAGAAGAUAAAGAAAAGUUGUUGCAGAUAUUAGAAGAACAGCAGUUUCGUUUAUCUCGCUUCAGACCUUGUCUGCUUUUAAUUAGACCCCAAGGCUGCUUCUUCGCUACCUUCCCUUCCGCAAACCCAAUACCAAGGGGCCCCUCAGGGGCCCCCCUGGGGGCCCCCCUAGGGGCCUCACUAGGGGGCCCCCAGGGCCACACAGGGGGCACCAUGGGGGCCCCACUGGGGGCCCCCCGGGCCUCACAGGGGCCUCUCUAG